Messenger RNA from Myotis lucifugus (little brown bat), 1104 nucleotides. RefSeq names its product stomatin like 1 (gene STOML1). Gene Ontology annotation, cellular component: plasma membrane. Lineage: Eukaryota; Metazoa; Chordata; Mammalia; Chiroptera; Vespertilionidae. The record is from RefSeq and is a predicted model, not a curated record.
AUGAAGAGACAAGUUACCUCUGGAGCCCUGCUCCUCAGGUGUGGGUACCCGGCGCUGCCCUUGGGGGACGUGGACUCUUUCCCGCAGUCGAACUUCGGCUUCCUGGGCUCCCAGAAGGGCCGCUUGUUCCGGGAGCGGGGCGGCGUGGGGCCGGGGGCUGAUGUAUCCCACACCUGGUCUUCCUGCCUCUGCCACAGCCUCAUCAGUUUCCUGGGGUUCUUGAUGCUGCUGGUCACCUUCCCCAUUUCUGGCUGGUUUGCCCUGGAGAUCCCCAGGAUUGUGCCCACCUAUGAUCAGAUGAUUGUGUUUCUAUUGAGCUGGAUCCGUACCCCCCAAGAGCCUGGCAUGGUUUUGCUCCUGCUCAUUGGCUCCUUUCAGAGGGUGGAUCUGAGGACACGAGCUUUCAACGUCCCUCCCUGCAAGGUCCGAUCUAAGAAUGGGGCCAUGCUGCCUGUGGGGGCCAAUGUCCAGUUCAGGGCUCCAGUAUUGUCAGUGAUGACUGUGAAGGACCUGAACACAGCCAUAGCCCAGAAUGCCAUGACCAAGGCCCUGCUCAAGAGGCCUCUGCAGGCAAUCCAGAUGGAGAAGCUCAAGAUCAGCAACCAGCUCCUGUUAAAGCUCAACAACGUGACCAGGGCCCGGGGGCUUGAGGUGGACCACGUGGAGCUGGCAGUGGAGGCUGUGCUACAGCCACCACAGGACAGUCCAGCUGGGCAGCUGGACAGUCCCCUCCAGCAGCUGGCUCUCCAUUUCCUGGGGAGGGGCAUUUACUCACUGGCAGGAGGUACCCUGCCCCCGGGGCCAGACAUCUUGGAGAUGGUGAGCAAAGUUGAGUUGCCUGCCCUCACAUUGGUGCUAGGCCCAGCUUGAAGCAGCCUGGCCGAGGGACUGCUGACUACUCUGCAGCCCCACCUGGUCAGCCAAGUUCGGGCCUGCUACCAGUUCAGUGUGGUCCUUCCCAGUGACACCCAGAGCGUCUACUCCCUGGACCUAACUAGAGGUGCAACUGCCCUCCCUACCCGCUCCUUCCCACCAAGAUUGCUUGUGAAGGGCAACCUAGCAAUGGCCAUGAAACUGGAGGCUGUUCUUAGGGCCCUGAAGUAG